CCUGCCAGGUGCAGCAGUAGAGGAUGGUGCGCAGACUCAGGAGGAGCGGCGUUUUAGCUUUUAGCUAAAUAACUAGCUAAAUAACUUUUUUAAGGGGGGUCAGUUCCAUAUCCAACUACAUUUAGGUGUGAUCAUUUUAUUUAGACCAAAAUGAUUCUUACCGUAAAACCACUUCAAGGAAAAGAAUGCAGCGUGCAGGUGACUGAAGACGAAAAGGUGUCUACAGUUAAAGAACUUGUGUCCGAGCGUCUUAAUAUACCUGCAAAUCAACAGAGACUACUUUACAAAGGGAAAGCACUGGCAGAUGAACACAGAUUGUGUGAUUACUCCAUCGGCCCGGAGGCCAAAUUGAAUCUUGUGGUUCGCCCAGCGGGAGAGAGGCCUGCUGCUCCUGUCCCCACCAGCAGCAACAGCAGCUCACAGGGGGGAGUAUGGCAGACUGUGUCUAUGGUAUUGGCCAAGCACUUUAGUCCUGCUGAUGCAGCUAAAGUUCAUGAGCAACUUAUUAAGGACUAUGAACGUUCACUACGACAGCUCAGUCUUGAUGACAUUGAGCGCUUGGCUGGAAGACUGCUUCACCCCGAAGGAGAAAGUAUGGACACCUCAUAUAUGGACUGAUUAUAAUGUUACACUUUUGUACUAGUGAUUGUCUUACGGGGAUGUGUUUCGAGAUGCAGUGCCCAUAGCAAUGGGACUCGUUAAGUGAUGAUGUCGCACUUGACACUUGAGAUGAUCUGAUCAGUGGCGAAUCGAAUCGUUUCCUCAUUACAGAUCUCUUUUCUUGACGAUACAGACAAGAAUACAUGAACGUGGUCCAUUUUUAAUUUUAGUAUGGCACAAUCUUAUUAUUCCAAAAUAUAUAGGUAAUUUCUCCAUCUCCUGAGUUAAACACGCCUCUACUACAGUUUAUUUAUUAGUGGUGUUCCUCAGUGUGUGCUUUCUGUUUGAAAUCUCUUCUAUUGUUAUGCAUAUUUUAUCCAUUAUCUGAUGGUCAGUGGAUCAUUUGUAAAUAUGUUUAUAUAUACACACAAUAAAACAUUUAAACACUU
This is a messenger RNA of Periophthalmus magnuspinnatus, 1049 nucleotides long. RefSeq names its product ubiquitin like 4A (gene ubl4a). NCBI's taxonomy places the organism in Eukaryota, Metazoa, Chordata, Actinopteri, Gobiiformes, Gobiidae. The record is from RefSeq and is a predicted model, not a curated record. Bases 151 to 618 code for a protein of 155 amino acids. Gene Ontology annotation, biological process: post-translational protein targeting to endoplasmic reticulum membrane. Gene Ontology annotation, molecular function: protein binding. The transcript has 4 exons.